AUGGACGCCGCGAGCGAGCAGUGGGCGUUCGACGCGAUCGCGGUCGUCACCGUGGGAGGGAUCAUGCCGCUGGCGGUGAUGUUGCUGCAGAGUCGACGGGCGAGUAAGCGCGCGUGCGCGACGGCGCUGAUGCUGUGCGCGGUGCUCUUCGUCGGUGCGUUCGAACACGCGCGGGCGUCGAGACCGGAGAUGCGUCGGGCGCGAGGGUUUAAAAAUGUCAUGCGCGCCGCGCGCCGGGCGCGCGCGGGCGGGGGUGGAUCGUGGACGACGGCGUCGUCGCGCGCGGAGACGCGUCCCGGAGGCGCGCGCGCGGAGACGCCCGCGCGCGUCUUCGACGCCGACGUCGUCGUCGUCCCGGACGGGAUCACCACCCCGCCGUCGACGCGAGUGUAA
Molecule: messenger RNA, 393 nt
Organism: Ostreococcus tauri
Lineage: Eukaryota; Viridiplantae; Chlorophyta; Mamiellophyceae; Mamiellales; Bathycoccaceae
Product: unnamed product
Exons: 1
Coding region: 1-393 (130 amino acids)
Source: RefSeq, a predicted model, not a curated record